Xyrichtys novacula (pearly razorfish) is the source of this 6053-nucleotide messenger RNA. The record is from the annotation of a GenBank genome assembly. NCBI's taxonomy places the organism in Eukaryota, Metazoa, Chordata, Actinopteri, Labriformes, Labridae.
UGAUAAAAAGCUUAAAAACUGGUAUUUUUACCUUUCCUUAACUUUCAGCUUCACUUUCUAACAUGAAGCAGGCUUCCAGAGUCUCUCUUCAGCGUUUACAACAGUGGUGGCCGCAGUUACGACCUCUGCCCACAGGGGGGCGCUGUUUCUCCGUCAAAGCUGCUGACUCUGAACUGAAAGAAUUCCCCUCAAACCCGGAAGCGUUCCUCCAUCAGCCGAGCUGCUGCUUCUCAUUCCGUCUGAGAAUCGCUCGUGAAGGUAUGAAAUUGUAAACUUGUAGCUUCAGGGUUGAACUCGAAGGUGGGACAUUUUGUCCGUCCAACUCACCAGAUGCCGAAGUAGCUGGAAGCACGUGCCGAGUUGGCGACAUGGCCGCAGGUAUCCCCCCCACACCUGUGUACUCUCACGCGGGGCGGGGACAGUUCCGGGAUGUUUACGAGCCAGCUGAGGACUCGUUUCUUCUGAUUGACGCUCUGGAAAAAGACGCAGAGAGGCUUCGGACGUUAAGGUUGGAAUAGUUACAGGAUGUACCUGGACGCAUCACGAUUAUCAGUGUAAUCCAUAUAUACUCCGGGACCAGGAACUUAGAAAAUGACCUGCCGUCUCAACUGGUAGCUGAUGGACCUGUUGGUGAAAAGGUAGAGUGUGUAAAUGUGUCAGUGAUACUUCAGUCACCUCCUUUUACACCUCUGGGAUAUUUGUUCAUGUGAUAAUCUGGAUUUAACCUUUUUUUUCAGGUGCGGAGGAUCCUGAAAGGGAAGUAUUGUCAAGCUUAAAUGAAGCUCAGAAACACUGUCAGUCAGACAGUCCGGUCUAUCAUAGGAAUAUUUGCCAGAAUAAGGCAGAUGGUGGUCGUUUCAGUGAAACAUGCCCAAUGUUCAUUACUAUGUAGUGCUCAGAGGAGAGAUCUUUGCAUUGUUUGGUUUAACUAUUUUUAAUGACUUAUUAUUUUAAACAUUGAAUCAUGGUUUGGGUUUUUGUUUUCGAAAUAAAAGCAGUUUCAUUAGAUUUCAACCUCAAAAGUAUACAUGCUACUUUUGAAUAAGUGCAUUUGAUUUAAUUUGAAGGUGUAAAAUAGCCUUUGACUAUGUUUGUUUCUUUAAAUAACUUCUGAAAUCAUCUGAUGUGUGUUUUCAUACAUGUAUGUAUAAUGUUUGUUCAUACAUUUACACAGUAAUGCUUUUUUAUAUCAUACUGAUCUAUGACAUUUUUAAUCAGACUAAACUAUGAAAUUUUUGUAUCAUACUAUACAAUGACAUUUUUAUGUCAUACUAUGUUGUAAAAUUUUAAUCAUACUAAACUUUGUUUUUUGGCAUACCAUUCUCUGUCUUUUUUAUCAUAAUAUAUUAAAAACACCCAAUUUUUAUAUCAUACUACACGAUAACAUUUCUUUAUCAUACUUUACUGUGAUUUUUUUAUCAUACCAUAUUAUGAGGUUUUUAACAUACUAUACUAUGACAUUUUUAUCAUACUUAACUAUAACUUUCUAUGACACUUUUUAUAUCAUACUGUAUUAUGAGAUUUUUUUCAUACUAUACUAUGACUUUUUUUAAAAAUUAUACUAUACAAUGACAUUUGUAUACAGCAGUUAAUUUUAAAUAGUUUAGAUCAAUUAAGGAAGAGAGGGAGGGAGUAGCUUCACGUCUCAUGUAGAAGUCCCUCCUUGGAUUUCUUCACAGCGUUCUCCAGAGUUUUGACAGCAAAGAAGUCAGAUCCUUUUAAAAACCUUGACCUGUACCUGUCUCUGUGGCUCAGAGAGGAAAAGACUUAUUUAGACUCCUGACAUUGAAGGUUGGAACCCUUAUCCAGGUCCUGGUGAAUUUUAAAGUCCAGUGUGGAGAGGAGAGGAGAGUGAGAAUCUUUCACAAACAGGAUCCUCUUUAGUGUCCACAUGGCUCAGAGGAUAAGAAGCUCGAUCCUUACCUUAUUCAGGUCGAGGUUAAAUUUAAAGUCUAGUGUCUAGAAAUGAGCGUUAAAUAGGAAAAACCCGGAAUCACCCUGUGUGUCCAAAUAGCUCAGCGGAUAAGACGAUGGCCUGGGACUCCUGAGGUCGUGGGUUCGAUCCUUACCUUAUUCAGGUCGAGGUGAAAUUUAAAGUCUAGUGUCUAGAAAUGAGAGUUAAAUAGGAAAAACCCGGAAGUACCCUGUGUGUCCAAAUAGCUCAGCGGAUAAGACGAUGGACUGGGACUCCUGAGGUCGUGGGUUCGAUCCUUACCUUAUUCAGGUCGAGGUGAAAUUUAAAGUCUAGUGUCUAGAAAUGAGAGUUAAAUAGGAAAAACCCGGAAGUACCCUGUGUGUCCAAAUAGCUCAGCGGAUAAGACGAUGGACUGGGACUCCUGAGGUCGUGGGUUCGAUCCUUACCUUAUUCAGGUCGAGGUGAAAUUUAAAGUCUAGUGUCUAGAAAUGAGAGUUAAAUAGGAAAAACCCGGAAUCACCCUGUGUGUCCACAUGGCUCAGAGGAUAAGACGAUGGACUGGGACUCCUGAGGUCGUGAGUUCAAAUCUCACCUACAUCUAGUUGAAUUUUUUAAAGUCCUUUAGCCAAAGUAAGAAGAUAAAAGCGGGCAUUCCGCAUGCCCUAGUGUGGAUCCUAUCUAAUGGCACUGCAUGGAAGUCUAUUGCCACCCAAUGGGGCCUGGUUUGAUACCAGCUCAUGGCUGGAGAGUAUUAGUAACGAUCAGAAUUAGCCAUCAUUAGAAGUGAAUCAUCACUUCUUCAGGAGUCUAUACCGAUUACGGUAUAGAAGGAAAUUUUCAUCAUUUCAUUACUUUGAACUACCCCGUCACUAACUGGAAUCGAACCGGGGUCCACACAUUGAGAGUCAAUUGACUAACACACAUGCUACAAGAUACGAUCCACACUUAGGUAGGAGCUGGGCGCCCUUUUACCUUGCUACUUUGGCUCCGAGACUUUAAAAUUCUCAUAGACCUGGAUAAGGUUGAGCUUGAACGCACAACCUCAGGAGUACUAGUCAGUCUUCUUAUCCUCUAAGCCAUGGGGACGCACAGGGUACAUCCGGGUUUUUCCUAUUUAACUCUCUCUAAUCUCUAAGAAGAUAAAAGCGGGCAUUCUGCAUGCCCUAGUGUGGAUCCUAUCUAAUGGCCCUGCAUGGAAGUCUAUUGGCACCCAAUGGGGCCUGGUUUGAUACCAGCUCAUGGCUGGAGAGUAUUAGUAACGAUCAGAAUUAGCCAUCAUUGGAAGUGAUGAUUAGUCAUCACUUCCUCAGAUUUCUAUACCAAUUACCGUAUAGAAGGACAUUUUUAUCACAUAUAUUUGCUUGAGUUUUUUCUUUUUUAGAAACCACCCGAGUUUACAGCUGGAAUUCAAGAUUUAAAGAUGAAAAUGUAUUAUUAUUAGCAUGAUGUUUCUGUUUUUUACUGUAAGACUGCUUAUUUAAUUUUGUCCAAAAAUGUAUAAAUGAUAAAUUAAAGGAAUAUAAAAAAGAAAUUAAAUUUUGGGAGGAGUAAAGUUAAUCAGCUGAGCUUGCCGCUCAUUUGAAACAAGUUUCUGGGAUUUUAGUAAACUUUUGUCCUUUACCACUUACAUAAACUUUAUCAGUCAAAGUCUUCCACAUACAUUUACUUUCACUAACCGUCACUCUUAUUUUUGCAGAUUCAUCCUCUUAUUUCCCCCUUAUGUUAAGAAUGGCUCUACAUAUACCUUUAAUAUUUUUUUACACUUGAAAGCAUUGGCCUUGACUCUCUGUAAAAGCAAAAAUAAUACAUGCUGUAUGUACAUCAAACUACUGUACAUGUCAAAGAGAAAUUCGCACGAACAUAAGUAUGUCUCUAAAACAACAGUUUGAAAAGAAACAGAAUGAAGCAAAUUUUCCCCAAAUCUUAAAAACAUGUCAUUCGUUGGGAAUUACUUAAGUCAAACAUGAUAAAAAGAUACAAAUUUUCUAAUUUUUUAUUCUAUUUUUAUUUAUCUCAGUUUCAGUUUAUUUUAAAAUGUUAUAAUUACACUUUGCAUUUCAUUUCAUUUAUUAGUUCAAAAGAUCAGAGCAUGAUAUUAAAAAUAGAAAAAUAAUGCAUUUAAAGAGCAAAUACAUGAGCAGAACGUUGAAAUCAGGUUUAAAAGGUCAAAAUAUGACUUAAAAUUUAAAAUACUGAGUUAAACAAAUCAAAGCAUGAAAUAAAAUAUCUAAUCAUGUUUGGCUUGUAAUCUUGAGAUGCAAAAUUAAAAACAUUAAAUAAAACACCAAAAAGUUUCUGCAGACCUAAUACUGGUGGGCCAAUAAUAAUACAAAUAUGAUAUGAUCUUGUGGGCCAGAUAUAAUUGUUCCACGGGCCAGAUUUGGUCCCCGAGUCUUAAGUUUGACACCUGUGUUCUGGAGUGCUGGGGCUGAAAAUCAUACAAAGCCACAAUAUUAGUUCAGAUGGUUAAUAUAUAACUAUAAACCUAAACUGUACAGCACUGCAACAAUGGAGGAGGAGUCUAGAGUGCUAAAUAAUCAAAACUACAAUAAAGCUUUACGGAGCAUGAUAAAAAGCUUAAAAACUGGUAUUUUUACCUUUCCUUAACUUUCAGCUUGACUUUCUAACAUGAAGCAGGCUUCCAGAGUCUCUCUUCAGCGUUUACAACAGUGGUGGCCGCAGUUACGACCUCUGUCCACAGAGGGGCGCUGUUUCUCCGUCAAAGCUGCUGACUCUGAACUGAAAGAAUUCCCCUCAAACCCGGAAGCGUUCCUCCAUCAGCCGAGCUGCUGCUUCUCAUUCGGGCUGAGAGUCGCUCGUGGAGGUAUAAAAUUGUAAACUUGUAGCUUCAGGGUCGAACUCGAAGGUGGGACAUUUUGUCCGUCCGACUCACCAGAUGCCGAAGUAGCUGGAAGCACGUGCCGAGUUGGUGACAUGGCCGCAGGUAUCCCCCCCACACCUGUGUACUCUCACGCGGGGCGGGGACAGUUCCGGGAUGUUUACGAGCCAGCUGAGGACUCGUUUCUUCUGAUUGACGCUCUGGAAAAAGACGCAGAGAGGCUUCGGACGUUAAGGUUGGAAUAGUUACAGGAUGUACCUGAACGCAUCACGAUUAUCAGUGUAAUUCAUAUAUACUCAUGUUUUUGUUGUUUUUGUUUGUUGUUUGUAGUCCGUGUGUGUGUUUGGAGGUGGGCAGCGGCUCUGGAGUGGUGUCAGCAUUUCUGGCUUCAGUUAUAGGACCUUCAGCUCUUUUUCUGUGAGUUUACAACCGUUUAAAAGCAGAGAAAUAACAGAGUUAAACAGAAUUACAUUGAAUGGAUCAUGUGUUCAUAUCUUGUUUAGUUGCACUGAUGUGAAUCCUGCAGCAGCUGAGUGCACAGCAAAGACAGCCUCCUGUAACAGUGUCUCCCUGCAGCCUGUUAUCACAUCCCUGGUAUGACUCUUAUGAUCAUAUUUCAGACACUAACACUCAUUCUGUGCGAGAAUUAGGAUCAGUAAAGCAGCUCUCCUCUCUUUUAGGUGGACUCUCUUCUGCCACGUCUCAGUGGGAAAGUGGACGUCCUGCUUUUUAACCCUCCAUAUGUGGUGACCCCUUCAGAGGAGGUGGGACAGCUCAUUACAGGAGUUAAUUUAGAGUUUAUUGAAGAGGAUAUUGAAAGGUCUUGUAUGGUUAUUUCAGGUUGGAAGCAGGGGUAUAGAAGCAGCCUGGGCUGGUGGAAAGCGAGGCCGAGAGGUCACAGACAGAUUCCUGCCUUUGGUAUCUGAGCUGCUCUCCGAUAAAGGACUUUUCUACCUCAUCGCCAUCGCUGAGAAUGAUCCAGGUAAACAUGAAGCCGUCCUCCUCAGGUUGAUUUUAAACGUGGUUACGGUUUAAUCAUGUGUUUUUUUUCUCACUAGAUGAAAUGAUCGGCCUGAUGGACAAAUGCGGCUUAAAAGGAGAGUCCUUCAUGGCGACGAGAGCUGGGAAUGAGAGGCUGUCGGUGCUGCGCUUCCACCGAAGAGAGACAUUCAAGUAUCCCUGAUGGACUUCACCAAGGAUUGCCUUUAAGAGACAAUAACAAUAUCCUACAAUGUCACACCACAUUCACAGUAUGCGGGACAAACUUGUGUGUAAAUAAAGAUAUUUUUGAUUAUGUCG